AUGAGUCGGUCAAUUCAGUUUUGGUCUCACAAGAUCGGCCCAAAUCCGUGGAAGAACGUGAUUGUCUUCGAGGAGCUCGGAAUACCAUAUGCAACAGAAUAUCUAGAGUUUGGCAAUAAUGCGGGAGGGGUGGAGCAUCCCAGCUUCCUAAAGAAAAAUGCUGCAGGCCGUGUUCCGCUAAUCCACGAUCCAGCAACAGGCAUGAUCCUAACAGAAUCUAACGUCAUCAACCAUUACCUAUUGGAUCACUAUGACAAGGACGAUAUACUUUCUCCGGCUACAGAGCAAGAUAAAUACCUAGUGGACAAAUAUCUUGGCUUUCAAAGCAGCACGCAAGCACCCUUUUAUGCACAGGUUAGUCUCCCCCUCCACAUUUUGGUUGGAUUUGGGUGGCUCACAUUUAUCCAGUCUCUUCAGAUGAGAAAUAAGAAAAAUUUCGAUGGAGUAGCUCACUUUCAACAUCUUGUCAAAAGAACGCUGCGAACUAUUGAUGAUGAGCUGCGCGGGAAAGGGUUCCUUGUAGGCGGCAAAUGCACUCUCGCGGAUUUGGCUUUCAUUCCGUGGGAUCUCAUGUUAGACAUUGUACUUCAGGGAGACGCCGAAGCCGGAACCGCCAGCGACAGGAAGCAAUUGUUUCCAAACUGGUACAAUUGGCACGUUAAGAUGAUUCAGAGAGAAGCUGUGCAGAAGAUGAUGAAGCUAAAGGAGGAAGUGAAUGCAAACUAA
Messenger RNA from Trichoderma breve, 726 nucleotides. RefSeq lists its product as uncharacterized. Lineage: Eukaryota; Fungi; Ascomycota; Sordariomycetes; Hypocreales; Hypocreaceae. The coding region runs from base 1 to 726 and encodes 241 amino acids. The record is from RefSeq and is a predicted model, not a curated record. The transcript is spliced from 3 exons.